Messenger RNA from Volvox carteri f. nagariensis, 1492 nucleotides. It is a transcript of the gene cdkb1, whose product is annotated as plant specific cyclin dependent kinase. Gene Ontology annotation, cellular component: cyclin-dependent protein kinase holoenzyme complex; cytoplasm; nucleus. The record is from RefSeq and is a predicted model, not a curated record. The transcript is spliced from 9 exons. Gene Ontology annotation, biological process: regulation of G2/M transition of mitotic cell cycle; G1/S transition of mitotic cell cycle; signal transduction. Gene Ontology annotation, molecular function: cyclin-dependent protein serine/threonine kinase activity; ATP binding; cyclin binding. Bases 1 to 972 code for a protein of 323 amino acids. NCBI's taxonomy places the organism in Eukaryota, Viridiplantae, Chlorophyta, Chlorophyceae, Chlamydomonadales, Volvocaceae.
AUGGAUGCUUACGAGAAAAUUGAGAAGAUUGGCGAGGGUACCUAUGGGAAGGUUUAUAAAGCGCGGGACAUCAACACUGGGAAGCUGGUUGCCUUGAAAAAAUGCCGAUUAGAGAUGGAGGAAGAAGGUGUGCCGUCAACAACCCUCCGCGAGAUUUCUCUGCUGCAAAUGCUCUCAGACAGCAACCAUAUCGUCAAGUUGCUAUGCGUCGAGCAUACCGAGGAAAACAACAAGCCCUGCCUGUACUUGGUCUUCGAGUACCUCAACACCGACAUGAAGAAGUGGAUGGACAGGAACGGCAAAGGACCCGCGCAUCCCCUGCCCACCAUGCACAUUAAGAGUAUGGUUUACCAGCUCAUCAAGGGCGUCGCGUACUGUCACAUGCACGGCGUAUUGCACCGUGAUCUCAAGCCGCAGAACCUGCUCGUCGACGAUGAGAAGAUGUGCUUGAAAGUCGCUGACCUGGGCUUGGGCCGCCACUUCAGCGUCCCUCUAAAGAGCUAUACACACGAGAUCGUCACGCUCUGGUACCGCGCGCCAGAGGUGCUCCUGGGCGCAACCCAUUACGCAACACCCGUCGAUAUGUGGUCUGUAGGCUGCAUUUUUGCUGAGCUCGUGCGCAAGGCCCCAUUGUUCCCGGGUGACAGUGAGUAUCAGCAGCUUCUACACAUCUUCAAGCUCCUGGGCACGCCGAACGAGGAUACCUGGCCAGGCGUUACCAAGCUACGCGACUGGCACGAGUGGCCGCAGUGGCAGCCGCAAGACCUGCGCCGCAUCUUCCCCACUCUUGAGGAGGCGGGCAUCGAUCUGCUGAAGCGCAUGUUUGCCUACGACCCUGCGCUACGGAUCUCGGCCAAGGAGGCGCUCAACCACCCAUACUUCGACGAUCUCGAUAAGGUAGCGGUUGACGCGCUUGAAAGCCAGGAAGUCCGGGAUCGCAUGGCCGAGGCGGCGGCGGCGAACGUCCAUUAACAAAGCAGGCGUGAACUUCAAUGACGAACUGGAUGAGGACCGAAGGAAUGAAUUGCAUCCCGUUUGACGCAUUGGCCUUGUGGACGCAUGUAUAUAGCUCAUCACGAUGUGCAUGCACAUCUCGUAGUUCCUAUCCGUGUCGUGAAGCGACAACUAGAUCAGUGAGCAGGGACGAGUGUUCGUGUGCAGCUGCGCAUUGAGCCCUUUAGUUUGCAAGGGCAGCAGCUUCUAGCAGUGCGAUUCUGUGUGCAAAUUAAUCGGGGGCCGUUUCUGUCGUGAAAGGUUUAGAAUAGGUGGCUGCCUAGGUAACAGCUACAGGACUACAAAUACUACAUCGCCUUUGCGCGGGUGAGCUUACCGUGCAAGGUUUAGGUGCAAUUAUAAUAUUUGCAGCCCGAAAAGAAGGAAAUUCAGCAGCAUGGACCCUUGCACCGUCAGCACACCCGCAAAUUUCCUUCAAUAGAUUGCACGUGCUUGCCCGAGGGAGCUUCUGAACGCCGUGCACUGUAAUUACUUCCGU